CCGCCGGCCUCAGGUUCUCUGGCUUCGCUCACGGCGCUGAGAAUCCCGGCACCCGCGCGCUCUCUGUAAGCCAUGGAGGUCCCCGGUAGCCUGUGCAAGAAAGUCAAACUGAGCAAUAACGCGCAGAACUGGGGGAUGCAGAGAGCAACUAAUGUCACCUAUCAAGCCCACCAUGUCAGCAGAAACAAGAGAGGACAAGUGGUGGGGACCAGAGGCGGCUUUCGUGGUUGUACAGUUUGGCUGACAGGCUUAUCUGGAGCAGGAAAGACCACAGUAAGCAUGGCUUUGGAGGAAUACUUGGUUUGCCAUGGUAUUCCUUGCUACACUUUGGAUGGUGACAACAUUCGUCAAGGUCUCAAUAAAAAUCUUGGCUUUAGUCCUGAAGACAGGGAAGAGAACGUUCGACGCAUCGCAGAAGUAGCUAAGCUGUUUGCAGAUGCUGGCUUAGUAUGCAUCACAAGUUUUAUAUCACCUUAUACUCAGGAUCGAAACAAUGCAAGGCAGAUUCACGAGGGUGCAAGUUUACCUUUCUUCGAAGUAUUUGUUGAUGCUCCCCUGCAUGUUUGUGAGCAGAGGGAUGUCAAAGGACUCUACAAAAAAGCCCGGGCUGGAGAAAUUAAAGGUUUCACUGGGAUUGACUCUGAGUAUGAAAAACCAGAGGCCCCUGAAUUAGUGCUGAAGACAGACUCCUGUGAUGUAAAUGACUGUGUACAGCAGGUGGUGGAGCUUCUACAGGAACGGGAUAUUGUACCUGUGGAUGCCUCUUAUGAAGUGAAAGAGUUGUAUGUGCCAGAAAAUAAACUUCAUUUGGCAAAAACAGAUGCAGAAACACUGCCAGCGUUGAAAAUUAAUAAAGUGGAUAUGCAGUGGGUGCAGGUUUUGGCAGAAGGCUGGGCAACCCCACUGAAUGGCUUUAUGAGAGAGAGGGAAUACUUGCAGUGUCUUCAUUUCGAUUGCCUUCUGGAUGGGGGUGUCAUUAACCUGUCAGUACCUAUAGUCCUGACGGCUACUCAGGAAGACAAAGAGAGGCUGGACGGCUGCACGGCAUUUGCUCUGAUGUAUGAGGGCCGCCGGGUGGCCAUUCUUCGCAAUCCAGAGUUUUUUGAGCACAGGAAGGAGGAGCGCUGUGCCCGGCAGUGGGGAACAACAUGCAAGAACCACCCCUAUAUCAAGAUGGUUAUGGAACAAGGAGAUUGGCUGAUUGGAGGAGAUCUUCAGGUCUUGGACCGAAUUUAUUGGAAUGAUGGUCUUGAUCAGUAUCGUUUUACUCCUACUGAGCUAAAGCAGAAGUUUAAAGAUAUGAAUGCAGAUGCUGUCUUUGCCUUUCAACUACGCAACCCAGUGCACAAUGGCCACGCUCUAUUGAUGCAGGACACCCACAGGCAGCUUCUGGAGAGGGGCUACCGGCGCCCCGUCCUGCUCCUUCACCCCCUUGGUGGCUGGACAAAGGAUGACGAUGUCCCUCUGAUGUGGCGGAUGAAGCAGCACGCUGCAGUGCUGGAGGAAGGAGUCCUGAAUCCUGAGACCACGGUGGUGGCCAUCUUCCCGUCUCCCAUGAUGUAUGCUGGACCGACUGAGGUCCAGUGGCAUUGCAGAGCACGGAUGGUUGCCGGAGCCAACUUCUACAUUGUUGGACGAGACCCUGCUGGCAUGCCCCAUCCAGAAACAGGGAAGGAUCUUUAUGAGCCAACUCAUGGCGCCAAAGUGCUGACCAUGGCCCCGGGCCUGAUCACCUUGGAGAUCGUUCCCUUUCGAGUUGCUGCUUAUAACAAGAAAAAGAAGCGGAUGGACUACUAUGACUCUGAGCAGUAA
Molecule: messenger RNA, 1812 nt
Organism: Odocoileus virginianus texanus
Lineage: Eukaryota; Metazoa; Chordata; Mammalia; Artiodactyla; Cervidae
Source: RefSeq, a predicted model, not a curated record